Molecule: messenger RNA, 990 nt
Organism: Arabis nemorensis
Lineage: Eukaryota; Viridiplantae; Streptophyta; Magnoliopsida; Brassicales; Brassicaceae
Source: the annotation of a GenBank genome assembly
AUGGGAAGACAUUCUUGUUGUUAUAAGCAAAAGCUGAGAAAAGGCCUUUGGUCUCCUGAAGAAGAUGAGAAACUUCUCAAUUACAUAACUAGACAUGGUCAUGGCUGUUGGAGUUCUGUCCCUAAACUUGCAGACGAAGAAAGCUUGAUCAUUGAGCUCCAUGCUGCGUUAGGCAACAGAUGGUCUCAGAUCGCAACACGGUUACCAGGAAGAACAGACAACGAGAUCAAGAACUUCUGGAACUCAUGUCUUAAGAAGAAGCUGAGAAGAAAAGGCAUCGACCCAACAACACAUAAACCCUUAAUAAUAAGCGAGCUUCAAUCUCUUAACGUCAUAGAUCAGAAGCUGACGUCAUCGGCUACUUUAGAAGUAGUAAAGUCAACGGGUUCGUUAAACCCGCAUGAUCAGUCCACGGGCGUCUCAUCGCAACCAGGGCCGUGGUGGUUCCCGACUACACCGACGGCUAAUCAAAACGCUGCGUUUUGCUUAAGUACUGCUAUGAUGACUCCAACGGUUUCAGACCAGAUCGUAUCUUUAAUCUCUUCAAUGUCCACGUCAUCAUCUCCGACACCAAUGGCUUCAAACUUCAAUCCUGUUCCAAACAACUGGGAAGUACUCAACUACUGCAACACAGUUCCAUCUCAAACCAACAGUAUCUACAGUGCCUUCUUCGGUAAUCAUUACACUGAAGCUAGCCAAAUCAUGAACAAUAAUAAUAAUCCAGUAGUAGUGGAUCAUCAUCACCAUAAUCAAGACAUGAAGUCAUGGGCAUCAGAGAAUAUUCUUCAAUACACAGAACAUAACCAAAGCUCAGAGACUGGUUUCGAACCAGAAGUGAAGCCAGACAUAGCCAAGUACUACUGGAGAUCAGCAUCAUCAUUGUCAUCACCAAACCAAGAUGCUGCAACAUUACUUCAUGAUGCUGACGUGGAGGUGUAUGGUAAAAACCUACAAAAACUUAAUAACAUUGCGUUUGAUCAGUGCCUUUAG